AGGGCCAACUCUGGCAUCAAAAUCAGUCCUUCACCAACACCAGCACCGCGUCGUCGCCUCGAGCGUCUGAAUGCUCCUUCCCCUUGGCCGAAUUGCUGGCAGUGCGUCGCCAAACACCCGCACUUGGAGCAUUAGGGUUCUGCGUCGCAAAUCAAUCUGAGAAGCUGAAGGGAAAGGAAGAGAGGCAGCGAGCGAGGUAGCGAAGGAGGGCAUCGACAUGGAAUCCAGCGGGCAUGGCCAGGGAGGAGGAGGGCAGGGGCAGCACGACGGUGCCGAUGCCAGUUCGCAGAAGACCGCUGACCUCACAGCCUUCGUGCAGAACUUGUUGCUCCAGAUGCAGACUCGCUUCCAGACCAUGUCCGAGUCCAUCAUUACCAAGAUCGACGAGAUGGGAUCGCGCAUCGACGAGUUGGAGCGGAGCAUCGGUGAGCUCGUCAAGGAGACGGGCCACGCCGACGCCAUCUCUGCUUCGCCGUCCCAGUCCUCUUACCAGGAGCUGCGAGGAGGGGGCUCCUCCGCAAAAUGCACUAAAAUGGUCAUUGUUGUCAGCGGUGGUCGGGUGGAUAUACCUGAACCUAUCAGAGAACUAUUUAUAGUUUGACCUGAUCUGACCAUGUCUUGACUGCUCGGCCAAGGUAUCUUCUUCUUUUACCUCCGGCUUUGCUGUGUGCACGAUCUUGAGGCGGUUCAGUGGUUGUAGACGUGAAGCGCAUGCAUCUGCAGAAUCCACGUACGCCAGAUGUGGCACAUACGGAAAGGUAAAGCGGAAUGAGCGACUUUGAGGAGCGGAAUAUGUGUUGUUUGUAGGGGACUGGUGAGCACGAGUAGAGUUGAAAAUAGGGCAGAGGUUAUGAUUUUUGGAGGAGACAUCUGGUAUGCGUGUGCACAAUGUUAUGUGCCUCGAGGAUGGGGGUGUUGAUCAUGGAGGUUUUCAAGGAUUCGGAGGUGGCAAGGAGGAGUAUCUGGGUCUGUGGUGCCGAGUAUGAACGGGCGUGGAGAUCUGGCUAUCAGUAGAGGAUUAGAGGAUGUCAAUGGUGAAAUGACGGAGUCGAGAUUGAAUCAGAGGCUGGAUGAUGUGUUAAGCAUGGAGAGUUGAGGUGUGAGAUGAAUAGCCCAUUCAAUUUGAGAGAUCUGUAUCGGGAUGGGAGUGCACAAGAGUUGUGACUCGUGAGUCAUCGUCGUGCCGAACUUUCCUUUUGCGGCCGACGGGCGAUGUUGGACAUUGUUUGUCUAUGAUUUCCAUAUUCAUGAUUCGAGUUUGUUGAUGUCGCUGAUUUUCACACAGAAUAACGUGCUCAGCGACUCAUGCUGAAGGUGCGAGAACCUUUUAAUCUAACAUGUUAGACA
Messenger RNA from Physcomitrium patens, 1347 nucleotides. RefSeq lists its product as uncharacterized. Gene Ontology annotation, biological process: cellular heat acclimation. NCBI's taxonomy places the organism in Eukaryota, Viridiplantae, Streptophyta, Bryopsida, Funariales, Funariaceae. The record is from RefSeq and is a predicted model, not a curated record. Gene Ontology annotation, molecular function: transcription corepressor activity. Gene Ontology annotation, cellular component: nucleus; cytosol.